UGAUAUUACUGAAUGUAUAUAUUACUUAUUAGUAUACCUAAGUCCUAUACUCAUUCAUAAAUUACAUUUGAAUUUCUCAUUUUUUUUUGUUUCUAGAACUGGCCGACCUCUGUUGAUGGUGUGUAGCUAAGGUAAAUACAGAGCAAAAUGAUAUUUUUAAAACAAAUUGGGAAAUUAAAUUUUAAUUUUAAAAACAUAUUUUCAAAUGAUAAACUUCAACUUUUUUCAACAAAUCAAGUGCUUAGAUUGGAUUUGUCAUGGAGAAGAUCAAAAAAACUGCCACUAAACCCGAUGGAUAGAGGUAUUUUAACUGAUGGUGCAGAUUAUGUAUUUCUGGAUGGUCGACCUACACCAUUUGGUAUGAGAAGGAAACGCAAACUUCUACAACAAAGAGAAUAUGCUAAAAAAAUUGUUGAACUGUCAGAAAGUUUGGAUCUAGCCAAGGAACGUUACGCCAACAAAAUAAAGGAAAAAGAGGAAAACGUUAAGAGUAUUUUAGAUAAAAAACUUCAAACUAAAGGAGCUAAAUUAAUUGUUAAACAAUAGUUGUUAUUUAUGUAUAUACAUUCAAUUAUGAAUAUUAUGUACUUGAUUAGGAAAAAAAUAGAAAAAAAUAUAUACUGAAAA
Adelges cooleyi (spruce gall adelgid) is the source of this 627-nucleotide messenger RNA. RefSeq names its product 39S ribosomal protein L52, mitochondrial (gene mRpL52). Gene Ontology annotation, cellular component: mitochondrial large ribosomal subunit. NCBI's taxonomy places the organism in Eukaryota, Metazoa, Arthropoda, Insecta, Hemiptera, Adelgidae. Bases 148 to 546 code for a protein of 132 amino acids. Gene Ontology annotation, biological process: mitochondrial translation. The transcript is spliced from 3 exons. The record is from RefSeq and is a predicted model, not a curated record. Gene Ontology annotation, molecular function: structural constituent of ribosome.